CACCAGUCUGCAGUAAAGAGCAAAUUGAAAAUACCUGAAUGAUGUGAAAGGACCCUCAGACUGAUUCCUCAGUAACCUAAGAUGAUCUAAUAUCCAGCAGAAGUACAUCAAAAAGCAUGGAAGAGAAGAAGGUGAAACAAGAAGAGCAAAGUGCAGAAGAAUCAGCUUUCCUGGAAGCCCUGCUAGAAUUUCAAAUUGAAAGAAAAGAAGCAGCAAUUGAUAAGGUUUUGUUUGAUUUGAAACAAGUGGAAAAAAAGAACAAAGAAUACAAUGAAAGAAAUGACAACCUGAAGGAGGAACAGCAGGCACACAUCAGGCGUAUACUAAGAAGAAUAGAGGAAAAGGAGCAAGAAAAAGAUGCAAAGGAGGUUGUAACUAGGGAUGAUGUGGAAGAAUCACUGAAAGACAAAUGGCAAUAUGCCAAGGACAAAGAGCAAAUUCUAAAAGACCUGCUCUUCCAAACAGAAGAAACUGACCAACGACUUUCAGUAAGGCAGAGUGAGAGGGAUUAUUGGUUGGACUACAAAAAUGUAGGAAGUAGGAUGGAUGCCAACAAGAUUAAGAAUCUGAAAAGAGACAUCAAGGAAGUCAAAAAUGACUUUGAGAGGUCUUCAGAAUAUUACAGAAAUGCUCUGAAAGCAGUGAAAGAAGAGAAUGCUACUCUGGUUGAGAUGUACAUGAAGAAAAAUAAGGAACAGGCCCCAGAGAACGCUGUAAGAUACUUAGACAAAAGCAGCUGCAGAGAAAUUGAAGAGAAUGAGUGGCUAAAGGAAGAGGUUAAACUGUACCGAAAGGAAGUGAGAGAUCUGAAAGCCUCUGUUCAGCUCCUGGAAGAAGAAAAUAUCAGUUUAGUGAGAAAACUGAUGGAUAACAAAAUUCAGAACCUGAGAGUACCCAGGCGUUUAUUUCUUACUCAGGCAGCUGGCUUGCAAGAUGAAUCUCUCCAGGAUGAAAGUAAAGCAGUAGAGCAUAGAGAGUAUUCAGCAAAGACUGAUGGAGAGGAAAGCCUCGGGAGAUACACAGUCUCCUGUCAGAAAAAGAAGUCCUUUCCAAAGAUUCAGUGUGAAACAGAGAUUGAGAAAUCACGGGACCGUGAUGAAGAGCUGCAGGAAAUGUCAUUGACUCCCAUUCUUAAUAGCUUGUUUGAAGUUGAAAGAGAUUUCCAGGAAUACUUAAAAUUGGGUCCUCUGGUAUCAAAACCAAUCUGUGUGGUUGGAAGAGCCAUGCCUAUUCAUAAAGAGCCAGAAGAAACACCAAGCAAGAGCCCCCCAGAAGGUGACUACAUUGGUGGAUCUGACAGGCACAUCACACCUCAGAUGAUCAAGGCCUUAUCUGAAGAAGAGCUUGGUUAAAAAAAAACAAGCUGGGUUGUUAACACAGAAAUGUAACAUUCUUGAUUCAUUAAAGAUUUGCUCUGUCCUUCAAGGAAUGAAUGCACUUUGUGGAACUAUUUUUGAAAGCCUGAAUCAUCUACAUAUUGAAGUUUAAUUCGAGGCACGUGGAGAGCUGCUUUCCUUAGAUACAGAGGAGAGUCCUGUGCAUGCCCUGGGCUUCUCAAUCCAAGCAGCUGCAGGCGUAGCUAAGAAAUGAUCUGAGUUACUACUUAGCUUUCGUGGCCCCUGCUUGCAGCCUGUCAAAUGUGGGAUGCACCCUGAGCAGACACUGAAUGCAGAUUGCCAUCAAAUAUAGGACGUAUAAUACUUUGCUAAAUGAGAAUCCAGGUUAGCCAAGCACAAUUCAAAUAUUGUUAGAAAUGGAAUGUUUGAAUCAUUUUAUCUGUCUGUAUCAAAAAUUCUACUUAACCAUCUUAC
Molecule: messenger RNA, 1811 nt
Organism: Lagopus leucura (white-tailed ptarmigan)
Lineage: Eukaryota; Metazoa; Chordata; Aves; Galliformes; Phasianidae
Gene: CCDC83
Product: coiled-coil domain containing 83
Exons: 11
Coding region: 117-1352 (411 amino acids)
Source: RefSeq, a predicted model, not a curated record